Molecule: messenger RNA, 5127 nt
Organism: Globicephala melas (long-finned pilot whale)
Lineage: Eukaryota; Metazoa; Chordata; Mammalia; Artiodactyla; Delphinidae
Gene: TNFRSF21
Product: TNF receptor superfamily member 21
Biological process (GO): signal transduction; adaptive immune response; negative regulation of B cell proliferation
Cellular component (GO): plasma membrane
Molecular function (GO): protein binding
Source: RefSeq, a predicted model, not a curated record
CACCACCACGUGUGUCCCCGCGCCCGGCGGCCACCCGACUCAUUCCCUCGCCGGCCGGUCUGGGCAGCGGAGGAGGGUGGUUGGCAGCGGCUGGAGGCUUCGCUAUGGGAAGUUGUUCCUUCGCUCUCUCGCGCCCAGCCCUCCUCCCUGGUUCUCCGCAGCCGCUGUCGGAGGAGAGCACGGGGAGGCGCGGGUUGCAGCCGCGGCUGCUUCUCCCCGCCCGGGCAGCCGCGCAGCUGGGCAGGUGCUGAGCGCCCCCGGAGCCUCCCUCGCCGCCUCCCUCCUCUGUCGGGCUGUCCGGCUGCCGCAGUGCACAUGGGGUGUUGGAGGUAGAUGGGCUCCCGGCUCGGGAGGCGGCGGUGGAUGCGGCGCUGGGCAGAAGCAGCCGCUGAUUCCAGCUGCCGGGGGGCCACGCGCCCCGGGCGCCCUGCGAGCCCCGGGCUCAGCCAUGGGGAUCUCCGCGAGCAGCAGCACCGCCCCGGCCUCCUGCAGCCGCAUCGCCGGAGCCACGAUGAUCGCGGGCUGCCUUUUCCUGCUUGGAUUCCUCAGUACCACCAGGGCUCAGCCGGAACAGAAGGCCCCAAGUCUCAUUGGCAAAUACCACCAUGUCGACCGUGUCACCGGCCAGGUGCUUACCUGCGACAAGUGUCCGGCAGGAACCUAUGUGUCUGAGCACUGUACCAACACAAGCCUGCGUGUCUGCAGCAGCUGCCCCACGGGGACCUUUACCAGACACGAGAACGGCAUUGAGAAAUGCCACGAGUGUAGUCAGCCGUGCCCCCGGCCGAUGAUUGAGAAAUUACCUUGUGCUGCCUUGACUGACCGAGAAUGCACUUGCCCACCUGGCAUGUUCCAGUCAAAUGCUACCUGCGCCCCCCACACGGUGUGCCCUGUGGGUUGGGGGGUGCGGAAGAAGGGGACGGAGAUGGAGGACGUGCGGUGUAAGCAGUGUGCUCGGGGGACCUUCUCUGAUGUGCCUUCCAGUGUGAUGAGAUGCAGAGCGUACACAGACUGUCUGAGUCAGAACCUGGUGGUGAUCAGGCUGGGGACCAAGGAGGCAGACAACGUCUGUGGCACGCUCCCGCCCCUCUCCAGCACCACCCCUCCUUCCCCUGGCACCAUCAGCCCUUCCCGCCCUGAGCACAUGGAACCCCACGAAGUCCCUUCCUCCACUUAUGUUCCCAAAGGCGUGAACUCAACAGAAUCCAACUCUUCUGCCUCUGUUAGACCAAAGGUGCCGAGUGGCAUCCAGGAAGGGACAGUCCCUGAGAACACAAGCUCAGCGAAGGGGGAGGAAGGUACGAACAAGACCCUCCCAAACCUCCAGGUAGUCAACCACCAGCAAGGCCCCCACCACAGACACAUCCUGAAGCUGCUGCCGUCCAUGGAGGCCACCGGGGGCGAGAAGUCCAGCACGCCCAUCAAAGGCCUCAAGAGGGGCCAUCCCAGGCAGAACCCACACAAGCACUUUGACAUCAAUGAGCAUCUGCCUUGGAUGAUCGUGCUUUUCCUGCUGCUGGUGCUUGUGGUGAUAGUGGUGUGCAGCAUCCGGAAAAGCUCGAGGACGCUGAAGAAGGGGCCCCGGCAGGAUCCCAGCACCAUUGUGGAAAAGGCGGGGCUCAAGAAAUCCAUGGCCCCCACCCAGAACCGGGAGAAGUGGGUCUACUACUGCAAUGGCCACGGUAUUGACAUCCUGAAGCUUGUAGCAGCCCAAGUGGGAAGCCAGUGGAAGGAUAUCUAUCAGCUUCUGUGCAAUGCCAGCGAGAGGGAGGUGGCCGCUUUCUCCAACGGGUACACGGCGGACCACGAGCGGGCCUACGCAGCACUGCAGCACUGGACCAUCCGGGGCCCCGAGGCCAGCCUGGCCCAGUUAAUUAGCGCCCUGCGCCAGCACCGGCGCAACGAUGUCGUGGAGAAGAUCCGUGGCCUGAUGGAAGAUACAGCCCAGCUGGAAACUGACAAGCUGGCUCUCCCGAGGAGCCCCAGCCCGCUUAGCACGAGCCCGGUCGCCAGCCCCAACCCGAAACUUGAGAAUUCCACGCUUCUGACGGUGGAGCCCUCCCCGCUGGAUAAGAACAAGGGCUUCUUCGUGGACGAGUCCGAGCCCCUCCUUCGCUGCGACUCCACGUCCAGCGGCUCCUCGGCGCUGAGCAGGACCGGAUCCUUUAUAACCAAAGAAAAGAAGGACACAGUGCUGCGACAGGUGCGCCUGGACCCCUGCGACUUGCAGCCUAUUUUUGAUGACAUGCUCCACAUCCUGAAUCCCGAGGAGCUGCGGGUGAUUGAAGAGAUUCCUCAGGCCGAGGACAAGCUGGACCGGCUGUUUGAGAUCAUUGGAGUCAAGAGCCAGGAAGCCAGCCAGACCCUCCUGGACUCUGUUUAUAGCCAUCUUCCCGACCUGUUGUAGAACACGAGGAAUACUGCACUCUGGAAAUUACUCAAUUUAGUGGCAGGGUGGCGUUUUUAUUCUUAUUUUUUUUUAAUUUUUGUUUUUUGGUGUGUGUGUGUGUGUGUGUGUGUGUGCGCGCGUGCGCGUGUGUGUGUUUAACAGAGUAUAUGGCCAGUGUUUUGAGUUCAUUCUUUCUUUUUAAAAACCCUCCUGGGAAGUUAGCAUAUAAGCCUUUUCAACUGUUUCAGAAUAUCCACCACUGAAGUUUUUUUAGGUUCCAUAUUUUCUCUGUCUUGCCUUCGUAUGUAUUCUCAAAAUUGUUCUGUGCACUUUAAAUUCACUUAAUGUAUCACAAAUACAGUGUGGCUUUUCCCACACACUGGAUUAUGAGGCUCUUAACUUCUUAAAAGUGUCAUAGCAUCUUGUGAAUGCUAUAAGCCGUCUUCAUGUCUCAACAUUCACAUCUGCUUUAUUAUUUUUAUUACUAUUUUAUUAUUUGCCAUUUAUGAAUUUUCUUAAGGGUUCAAGAAACGUAAGACCCCACUGAGUUACUGUAACGCCAUUAGAUCUUGAAGUACCUUUUUAACAUGCCUCGUUGGGUAGUUCAUAUUUAUGGCUGAAACUUGACCACACUGUUGCUGAUUGUAUGGUCUUCACCUGGACACCGUGUUGAAUGCUUGAUUACGUGUGCUCCCCUUACGCUAUUCUGCUCUGGGCUGGAGACAUGAGAUCCUCACAAGCCAUCAUGACUUGCUAUUUGAGUGGCUUGACCACUGGGCCACCAAGGAACUUGAACUUCAACUUUUAGAGAUUGAGCUGUUCUGGAACAUACUGCUGCACUUUGGAAAGUCACAAUUGAAGUGCUGGUGACAAAUGACACCUUUUCCAAAGGGAAUUUGUCCAGCUUUGCUUUACAAGAUGUCUUGUUUUUUAUACACACAUAGUCGAUAGGUCUGGUCUGCCCUCAGGGCCUCGGUCUUGGGGGGUUUCCUUCAUUCAAUCACUUUAGUUAAAAAUGGCUGCAGCUUUAAGAACUCUUGUCUGAUCUAUUUGCAACUCUGCUCCCAUUUAUACACGUGCUCUUUGAUGCUUAGUUGCUGAAUUCUAAUGCAAAGGUGGUGUGGACUCCCUUUGUGUGGGUGGGGUUUGUGGGUAGUGGUGAGGGACUGAUAUCAGAAAACUGCCUUCAAGUGUACUAAUUUAUUAAUAAAUAUUAGGUGUUUGUUACUUGAGUAGUUGAGUGUAUUUAAUCCUUGCCUUGUUCGUGUGCUCAUGUUAUAAUUCUUUGAUUAGUCUCUUGGAAAAGUGUAUUCUAAAACCUGAGCGUUUCUAAUCUGUGAACCAUGCACAGUAGCGAAGGUUUGUGUUUGGAAAAGUACCUAGAGAUUCAUAGAGAAGGGCUUGCAAGCAUUGAGGAUGAACAAGCAUUUCCUAGUUUAUUGGGGGCAAAUCCGAGGCUCCUGCUUUUGAGAUUGUCUCUGCUUUAAGAAAUGAGGAUUUGGAGGUGGAGAGGGAUAAAUGCUGGCUAGGCUUUGGAUUAUAUUCUUCUUAACUCAGUUCCAUCUUGGAAAUUAAUACUCAUGGGUGGGUCUAUAUAAGUUCAUGGGCCUGUCUACACAAGUUCAUAGGCUUCUAUAUGAAACCUUAUUGCCCCUGAUUAACUUCAGGGGGCUUUCUUGGCAGUAUGGCAGGGUAGCAUCUUAUGUUGGUGGGCUAUAUUACAUCAUAUUUUAUCUAUUCUGUUAUAUUUUAUAUUUCAUUGCUUAUCUCCCUUAGUUUGGGAACCCUGGCUCCACAGAAUUCCCACAGCCAGAACCCUUUGAGGGUUCAGCAACUUUGAGUUCCUCUUUCAGGGAGAAAUGGGAAGUAGAUACCCUGUCUGAACACUUUGACACCCAUGUCAGUGACAUGAAAGGGGUUUUCUGGUUUUGUCCGCUUCCAUGUGACUGGUUUCUAGAGCGCCAUCCUGGGAUUUGGUUUCAUGGUUCUCGGGCCAAGUUUCCUUUCCUCUUUGUCACCAGAAGAUAGAAACUCUUCACAAAAGGAAAACAAACCGGAAUGGGUCCUGGAUGGUGUGGAGGAGACAGAUUUUUUUGUUUCUCAGAGGAUUUCAGGACUGCCACUUAUUUUAUGUGGGGUUGAGAACAUCAUAAAUGAUGAAUCAGCGUUAACGGUAAUUUGUAAAUUAUUCAUAGCUUGGAGAUGCUUUUAUUAAUUUUUUACCAGCUUUAUACUUUACAAGGUACUUUUCAUAUUAUGUUAUUGAAUCCUCACAACUAUCCUAUAAGACAGGGACUAUAAUUUGUGCCCAUUUUAUAGAUGAAAAAUAGGCUUAUUUUAAAGGCUAAGGAACUUGCUUAAGGGCCAACAGCAGAGCUGUAGAGAUCAGACUUGAAUCUGAACCCAAGACUGUUUAUUCAGGACUGUUUAUCCAGAACUCUUUUGUCAGGCUGAAACAGUGGACACAGAGAUCAUGGUGAUAACAUUUAUCUGGGUUAUAAGGAAAGCCCUAUACCUAAGUUCAAUAAAUAAUUGUGGAAAUAUAGGGAAGGGGUGGCAUCUCUUGAUGAUCCAGGGGAAAGGGACAUAGGAGUUGUGGUUAAACAGAAGCUGAAUAUUGAAUUAACAUGAUAUAUAGCUUUUCUUAAAAAAAAAAAUAAAAAAGGCAACCUUUAACUGCAGUAUUAAAAAAUAGAAUGUUCUGGGCUUCCCUGGUGGCGCAGUGGUUGGGAGUCCGC